AUGGCGCUGAUUAUUCCGUACCGUAAUUGUUCGGAAGAGUUACAACAAUUCGCUCCACACAUGCUGAAUUACCUUUCUCAGAAAGUCAUUCCUCAUCGGAUGUACGUGAUUCAUCAAGUUGACGAUUUCAGGUUCAAUCGAGGAGCCCUGAUCAAUGUUGGAUUUCAAGAAAUGGAUUCAGAUUGUGAUUAUGUCGCCAUGCAUGACGUUGAUCAUCUUGCUAUCGACCCCCAGCUUGAUUACGGAUAUCCCAGUGAACGACCGCGUCAUUUAGCAAAAUCCAAAUACGCCAGGGCUGUUGGUGGAGUGCUUUUGAUGACUAACGAGCACUACAGAAAGGUCAAUGGUUUGUCCAACUACUUCUGGGGCUGGGGUAGAGAAGAUGACAACCUGUUUAGACGAAUUCAACACGCUAGAUUAAAGGUGCAACAACCAGCCUACACAUUUUCGUCUUCAGCAUACCGCUUGAUUCACAACGAAGACAAAAGACCCCGCGAUAAAGAGACUCACUAUAAUCAGGAAAAGAUGACGCACCGCUUUGAUAUUAAAUCUGGAUUAAAUAGCUCGCGGUAUACAAUAGAGAGCCGAAAUAUAACUAUUGUGAACGGGGCAGCUGUGCGUUUCAUUAACGUUCACUUGUAUUGUAACCUUACAGAGACUCCUUCUUGUAGUAAACUUACAUCGUAAACGAUAAGAGCUUAUUUUCUUAUCAUAAAAUU
Molecule: messenger RNA, 719 nt
Organism: Pecten maximus
Lineage: Eukaryota; Metazoa; Mollusca; Bivalvia; Pectinida; Pectinidae
Product: beta-1,4-galactosyltransferase 7-like
Exons: 5
Coding region: 1-687 (228 amino acids)
Biological process (GO): proteoglycan biosynthetic process; carbohydrate metabolic process
Molecular function (GO): xylosylprotein 4-beta-galactosyltransferase activity
Source: RefSeq, a predicted model, not a curated record